Molecule: messenger RNA, 5931 nt
Organism: Cololabis saira (Pacific saury)
Lineage: Eukaryota; Metazoa; Chordata; Actinopteri; Beloniformes; Belonidae
Gene: fosb
Product: FBJ murine osteosarcoma viral oncogene homolog B
Exons: 5
Coding region: 292-1584 (430 amino acids)
Biological process (GO): regulation of transcription by RNA polymerase II
Cellular component (GO): nucleus
Molecular function (GO): RNA polymerase II cis-regulatory region sequence-specific DNA binding; DNA-binding transcription factor activity, RNA polymerase II-specific
Source: RefSeq, a predicted model, not a curated record
UGCUCGCGUGGACCGUAACAGUAGCCUGCGUCCUCCGGCGUCCUGUUAACGGACUUUAUGGAUCUAUAACAUCAACCUUUUUUUUUCACGAGCCGAUAAGGGGAAGUACUCCGAGGAUUUAUAACACGAGAAGACUCGCUCAAGAGGAGUGAGCUGGACCAGGCAAUCCCCCCUGAACGCGGGGAACUGGAUUAAGCUUCUUCAUGCAACUUUUUUGGAACGAAACCAAGAGCAUCUCACCGGGGAAUAACAAAAACAUUAACCACGAACCUUUUCCUUAGUAAGGUUAACAUGUGCGCUGCCGUUGCAGGUGACACCGGUCACUCUCUGGUAACUGCAGGCGUCGCGUUCUCUCUCGGCCCCUCCGGGGAGAUGUACCAAGGGUUCCCCGGCGACCCCGACAGUGGAUCCCGUGGAAGCUCGUCUCCAUCCAUAGAGUCCCAGUAUCUCUCCUCCGUGGACUCCUUUGGGAGCCCGCCCACCACUAGUGCUCCCCAGGAGUGUGUGUCAGCAGGUGCUGGCUUGAGCAUUGUGGGCAGCGGGCCAGGGACCAGUCUUGGAGGUGAGAUGCCCGGUUCAUUUGUGCCCACCGUCACCGCCAUAACCACCAGUCAGGACCUGCAGUGGAUGGUUCAGCCAACCCUCGUUUGCUCCCAGGCUUCUGGACAGAGUGGCUCCACUGGCACCACCACCAUGACCCAGUCCGUAUCACUGCUUGACCCUUAUGAUAUGCCAGGACCUAGUUAUUCCUCAGUGUCUGGUUUCACCCCUCCAAGCUCUGAAACCCCAGGGCCAGCACCCGGCCCCAUCCGCCAGUCCAGACCCCGCAGCCGCCGUACUAGGGACGAGUCUGUGAGUGACGAUGGAGAUGUUGGUGUGUUACUAACACCCGAAGAGGAAGAAAAGAGACGUGUUCGUCGAGAGAGAAACAAGCUGGCUGCUGCCAAAUGCAGAAACCGUCGACGGGAACUAACAGACAGAUUACAGUCGGAGACGGACAUACUGGAGGAGGAGAAGGCAGAGCUGGAGGCUGAGAUCUCGGAGUUGCAAAAGGAAAAAGAGCGCCUGGAGUUUGUCCUAGUGGCCCACCAGCCAAAUUGUAAGAUCCCCUACCAGGAUCCGGCCCAGCAGAGCUCAGCGCAGCUCCCACCAGUGCAGACCCAGCUCCCUCCCCAGACCUUACAGCCUCCCGUCUCCAUUGUGGGCUUGAGCGUGAAGGAAGACUCUUUCUAUCUGCCUCCUGCCUACACAGCCCAUCCGUCCUCCACACAGCCCCAGCCGCCGGGUCAGCCGCAGCAAGUCCAGCAGCAGCCUCCACCAGGAAUAAUGCAGGAGGUAGAGUUUUCUAGUUCUUUCUAUGGCUCAAGUGAGCCAGCACCUGGUGGGCCAUGCCUUGUGGCCAGUGACAGUGGUGGUGGUGUUAACCAUGACGGUGCGGCUAUUGGCAGCUACAACACCUCAUACACAUCUUCAUUUGUGUUCACCUACCCAGAGGGAGCCUGCGGGGUCAGUGCCAACCAGCGGAACAGCAGUAGCGAGCAGUCAUCUGAUUCCCUGAACUCGCCUUCGCUGCUAGCGCUUUGAUUGACCGACAGACACAUACAUGCGCAUAUUAACACGCACACAUGGUGCUAGCUGGAAGUAGAGGCUGAGACAAGUACAUGCACCGUACCAAUCAGUCUACCAAAUUAAAAAAGAAGAACAAAAAAUAAUUUGGGUCCCAGUUUCCACCUUCUGAAAAGCAUUCCAAUAAAGAGCCAUACAAAUAAUUACAGAUUAGAUCAAACCUUUAAGAUUGAGCUAAAAUUAUGACUAAAUACUUAUUUUUUUAUCAAGGAGCAUACUUGCAACAGAGCAUGAAUAUUGGAUAAAACUGACUUAGAAAUGUCCAUGUUGCCAGGCCUAAAUGCUCUGAAUUAUUAGAUUAAUUCACAAUGAAUUCUUUUAUUCCAAUACUCUCAUUGAGUAAAAAAACAACGUGAUCGUGCUACACCCCAACAAGCACCAGUGCCCCGACCUUGUUCCCUCUGUCGGUUGCCCUUCUGCUAGUGCUCUUCCGCUCAUCUUUUCCAUCCUUUUUCUCCCUGUUCCACUUGUUGAAUGUAUUUGUGCAAGUCUGAAACAUGGAUGGACAAUUUGUUCAGGGUUUUUUCUUGUGGAAGACAGACUGCUGAUCUCUCGCUUACCUCUAACUCUUCAUCUGCUCGGCUUACCUAUGCUGCUUCAUUUGCUGCUUGGACUUGGCAAGUUGGGAUCUGAAUGUCACAGCGUCCUUUAAAGCUUGUGCUUUCUUCUCUAAUUUAAAAAAAGAAAUCUUCUGCCAUCUGCCUACCUGCCAUGCAACCCAUCUCUACCCAUCUCUGUUUUCUCCUCUCCUGUCCCUAUGUUUUUCCACCUCUUUGAAGUCUUCGACCCCCGAGAGCCCGAUGACGCCCGAGAGCCCUUGGGACCUUGAGUGAAAGGCGACGCAACUAACAUGCGCUUUUGCACCCAGUCAUUCAAGGAUAUGGAUACGACCCACCCAAACAGAAGCAUCUUUUUCUUGGAGCUCAUUGCUCACAGUGAACAGCAGCAGCAUACUUUUAACACGCACAUAGACGCAUAACUGACAAGUACACAAUCCAGGAUGGAUGCCACUGUCUUCUGCUGAGCCAUUUUUCAUGUUCACACAAUGAAGAUUAAACACAUCUGUUGUGAGGCUGGAGAGAAAUAAAGUAGAAUCUGAGGAAGGAGGUGCAGGCAACAAGGACAGCCUCUAUGGGAGUCCAGGUAGAGGAUGGAUUCUUCCAAAUGUCAACCACAAAGCAAAAAAGACAAAAGCACGUCUGCUCUUGGCAUCAGUGUGGAAUGGUGACCUCAGAAAAACAGCUCCGUAUCAGUAUGCCGUGAUACCCAGGGCCUACAUGCAUAUAUUCCCACCAUCGCUUACAAGUCUCUGAACUGAAGCUAAAGAUGUUUUGCUGCAGUGCACCAGCUCAGAGUUUUGGUCAGAUGUGAACCAAUGCUUUUAUUUUAAGGAGAGCUGUUCAUUUUUAUUUUAUUUUUUCAAAAUAUAGUGAUUCAGACAACCUCUAAACAUUGGGCUCAGUGGCCUCUCUGCCCCUCCGUUCUCUGAAUGGAGAUGAGGUGGGGGAGCGUUUAUUGUGAGUGUGUCCACUCUGAGGCACCUGGCCCAUUUAUUUCUUUCUUUAUGGAGGUUGAUGUGGCAAGUGAGCACAAAAAAAGACCUGGAAACAAAAUGGGAAGAACGUGCAGGCUGAUGUUGUGGAGUGAGCGUCUUUUUCUUUGCCUGUGAAUUUGUAAAACUUGUUUUUUCUGGAUGUUUCGAGUGAGAACUGUUAUAUAUUUUAUUGUUUGUUUGUUUGUGUGAGUCACUGUUUUGCAUUGACCUUGCUGCUUUCUCUUGUACCGUUGCCAUUUCUUGUUUUUAAUUUUUGUUUUGUUGUUUUAUUCAACAUAUUUCCUAAUAACUGUUACUAUUAUUAUUGCUUUGUAACUAUUGUUUCAUUAUUUUAUUGUAUUUUCAUUUGGCAACUUUGGAGGCAUGCUGUGCACUACAAAAAAAGUUCUAAUUAUACAUCAAUAUACAUAUACAUUUAAAAAGAUAACAUGUAUAUGUAUAAGUGUAUGAACCAUGAUUGUAAAGAAUGAAUGUUUGCAAAUAUUAAUGGGAUAUUUUUGUUAAUGAAGAACAAGGUAAAAGGAAUUUUUUUUCUUAAGAAGCCAAAAGAAAGAAAAACAUUUAUAAUGAAUUUAGAGUACUGCCCUGUCCCUGGACACAAUGCACGAUGUCACUGCCUCUUUCUGUGUAUAUUUAUGUUUUAUAAACAAUAUAAAGCACUAUCCAACUUACAUGUAAUGUAUGUUAUAAUGAUAAUGUUAUAAGGUUGUGGUAACGCCUUUGUUUCUCAGUGAGGUCUGUCCCAAAGCUACUGACACCUUAAUGCCACUUUAUAAAUUGAGUGUAAAGUGAGGAAAAAGACUAAUGAUUGAAUGUUAAUAGACAUAUUAAAUGUGUUCAGACAACAACAUAUUGAUUAAUUUGUUUCAUUUUAAACAUCAAAAUUUUAAUGCAGUAUGCAUUUCUGUCCAGUAUAAACAUGUCAUUUAACAUAUUUACGGAAAUGUUUGUUUGAAGGAGAACCAGAUUUAGGUUUGACUAAUGAACAUUAUAGUGCCAAAGUUCAUUUUGUUUUUGUACCCAAGAAAAGAUGUCUGAGAUUUUAAAAGAGAUUUAUGAAUGUAUUUCCUGAAUAAGAUAUAUUAAAUAAAUAUUUUCAUUAAAUAAACAUGUUAAUCCAAACAAUGACCAGAUUAAUGCCACGAAUGUUUGUUCCAAUGUGGCUCUUGGUGGUCAGAAUAUGGGCAGACCUCGUUUCAUAUGUUGAAUAAGGACUGUGUUUUUACAGAUGUCGAGUUGCCUUUUGACUUCCUCCAAAUACAAAUGUGAUUAAAAAAAAAUGUUUUGGUGUCGGAAUAAGCAUAAAACAUAUUCAAUAGUUCUCAUGUAUAUACGUCUUUGUGGUGCUACUUAUAUUGGACUAUAAUGAUAAGACAGUAACCUACUGAAAGUGAAACGUUAUACGUUAGUAGUGAGCCUGCAGGUGACUAAAAAACGCUGCUUGACUCCAAUUGGAAAACAACCAUGGUUUCCUGACAGCAGAAGCUCUGAGAGCCCAGUAAUCGCCCUGUGAAUUCACUCUGGUUGAUAUCAACUGCUUGCCAUAUUUGUACAAGUGUGAUUUAUGAGUGCCCCUGUACUGUUCUGCACUCCACAGUACGUCCCCAGUCACCUCCAACUGUUUUAUCUGAUUUCUUUCUUCAAAUUGUUCAAAUUUGUUUUUGAGAUCUGUGAGAUUACAAUCGCAAUUGGCCUGCUACUGAAUUGAAUGAAUUGUGACAUAGAGAGAAAAAAACGGAAACAAAACAAAAACCAACAGAAAAAUAUGCAGCAAAUAGUCGUAAGAGAAAGAACCUGCCUGUAUCUACUUGUACUGUAUGAACUACAUAAAAUGAACAAGAGCUUUCCUAUUUUUCUAUGAUGAGGUGAAUGUCUCUAUAUGUUUAUAUUUUUCCACUAUUCCCAUGUGUGCUCUGACUUCAUAGUAUCCCAGAUAUGAAAUGCAAUACUUAACAAUCCUCUUGGAUGAACAUAAUGUAGCAUAUCUUGCAGUAAUCAGACUGUCUGCUACUAUACGUCAGGUGUGAUGAUGUAUUGCUUUACUUAUUGACAUGUGUUACAGUAUUAUCAAAGUUAUUCUAAAUAUACAAAGUAUCAUUUAUUUUUAGACAAUCUUCAUGAAAUAAUAUCUGAAAAUAUAUGUUAUGCAUUUAUUGAUGAUCCAUACAGACUGGCAGGACUCCAACAUUUCUGAAUGAUUUUGAUAAACUUCAUUCCUUUUUUUUAAAUCGAAGUUUCUUUUUGGACUUUCCCUUUUUUUGUACAAUUUACUCUAUAAUCCUUUAUCCUGCGAGUAAUGGUUUCCAUACCCACAUGCUGAAUAUUUCAGAAAUAUGAUCAAGUGAAAUAUUUCAGAAAUACAAAAGUGGAAUUAAUAAAUCAACUAUGUCAUGUAAGGCACAUGGUAAACACACAACUUACUCAUGUGGGUUACAUUAUAUCCAAUAUACUUUCCCAAGUAUAUGAUAUAACUUACUGAUUUUCAGCUCAUCACUGUUGCCUUAUGUGACAACCUCAUUCUAAAUUGUUUUAUUCCUUGAAGAGGACCAAAAAAUGUGACAUAUUUCUUGCCUUCGCAGCCCUGCUCUCCAACCCUUUGUUCACAUAUCAGCCUCUGUCACGUUUAGCCAUCUUUAAAAGUUUACAUUAUGAGGUUUUGUGUCAACUGCAAAAUAUGGGUAAGCUGUCUCUUUUAACGAUGGUUUGGAUAAAUGCCAUUCAUUUUAGAUUUUGAAGAGUAAUGAAAAUAA